AAAAAAAGUAAGGGGGGAAAUACGAGAUAGCUAGUAAACUCCUUAUAUAUUUGAUUCUUGUUCAGUAGUAAUAUUUCAUACAAACUCCUCACAAAAUUCUUUCACUCUUUUCUCCUUAGCUUAUAUUCUCUAUAUCAUUUCCCUUUCUUUCUUUUUUUGGCUAUAAGAGAAUAAUGGGAAGCAAGAAGCCAAAAGUAGUGAUAAUUGGGGCAGGAAUGGCUGGCCUUACAGCAGCUAAUAAGCUCUAUAAAACAGCAGGAUCCAAGGAAUUAUUAGAGGUGUGUGUAGUUGAGGGUGGUAAUAGGAUUGGUGGAAGAAUUAACACAUCAGAAUUCUGUGGUGACAGGAUUGAAAUGGGUGCUACUUGGAUUCAUGGAAUUAUAGGCAGUCCUGUUUAUAAGAUUGCUCAACAAAUUAACUCACUGCAAUCUCAGCAACCUUGGGAGUGUAUGGAUGGAGAUAUUGAACCGUUGACCAUUGCUGAAGGUAGACAUGAACUCAAUUCUUCCCUUGUUGAGUCCAUCUCUGACCUUUUCAACAAACUCAUGGAUUUUGCUCAAGGGAAAUUAGUCACUGAAGAUGGCGUAUCCAAUGAAAUUGCUAAAUCCAACAAUGGAUUAAGUCUUGGUUCUUUCCUUAGGAAAGGACUUGAUGCUUAUUGGGAAUCAGUGAAAGGCGAUCGCGAGGAUAUUGAGGUACAAGGGAUUGAUAAAUGGAGCAAAAGAUCACUUGAAGAAGGGAUUUUUGCAAUGUUUGAGAAUAUUCAAAGGACUUAUACAUCAGCUGGUGAUUUGCAAAUGCUUGAUUUCAGUGCUGAAAAAGAGUAUCGAAUGUUCCCUGGAGAAGAAAUUACCAUUGCUAAAGGCUACUUGUCCGUGAUUGAAUCUUUGGCAUCUGUUCUGCCACCUGGUUUGAUCCAAUUAGGCCGAAAAGUCGCAAAGAUUGAGUGGCAGCCUGAGGGUUCAUUACAAUUUGAAAAUGGUACUAAUAAUAAGGCAGUGAAGUUACAUUUUGUGGAUGGUUCAAUUAUGUAUGCUGAUCAUGUCAUAGUUACAGUUUCACUUGGAGUUCUAAAACAAGGGAUUAAUCAAGAUUCUGGUAUGUUUAAUCCUCCACUUCCUCAUUUCAAGACUCAAGCAAUCUCAAGGCUUGGUUUUGGUGUUGUAAACAAGCUAUUCUUGAAACUAAAUCCAACCCAUAAUCAAGAAUAUGGCAUAAAAUUUCCUUAUCUGCAGAUGGUUUUCCAUCAAACAAAACCAAACCCAAAAAUUCCUUGGUGGAUGAGGAGAACAGCUAAUUUAUGUCCAAUCUAUAGCAAGUCAAGUGUUUUAUUAUCUUGGUUUGCAGGUAAAGAAGCUCUUGAGUUGGAAUCUCUUGAUAAUGAAGAGAUCAUUGAUGGUUUUUCAAAAACUAUCUCUAGCUUUCUUUUAAACUCAAAACAUUUCAAGAAAUCAAAUGACUUGUGCUGCAAUGGGCAUGCAGAAAGUAACUUUAAAGUGGAAAAGGUGUUAAAGAGCCAAUGGGGAAGUGAUCCAUUAUUCUUGGGUUCAUAUAGUUAUGUAGCAGUUGGAUCAAGUGGAGAUGAUUUGGAUAUUAUGGCUGAGCCCUUGCCAAAAAGGACUAGCAUUCAUAAUUCAAAUGGUUGCUCUUCUCCUCCACUUCAAAUUCUGUUUGCAGGAGAAGCAACACAUAGAACUCACUAUUCAACAACUCAUGGUGCUUAUUUUAGUGGCCUAAGAGAAGCCAAUAGGCUUCUUAAUCACUAUCAUUUUAUGGAUAUAUGAUAUGAUAAUAUGUUUGUUUUUCAUUGCACUCAAUAGAGCCUAGGCAGGUUUUUUCUUGCUUUCUUUAUUUUCAUAUUUUUCUAUGUGUUUGUGAUGAAUUACUUUUUCCUUUCCUUUCCUAUAAUUUAACAAUUCUUGCUCUAUUAAA
Molecule: messenger RNA, 1932 nt
Organism: Nicotiana tabacum (common tobacco)
Lineage: Eukaryota; Viridiplantae; Streptophyta; Magnoliopsida; Solanales; Solanaceae
Product: putative polyamine oxidase 5
Molecular function (GO): polyamine oxidase activity
Source: RefSeq, a predicted model, not a curated record